Molecule: messenger RNA, 528 nt
Organism: Phalaenopsis equestris
Lineage: Eukaryota; Viridiplantae; Streptophyta; Magnoliopsida; Asparagales; Orchidaceae
Product: late embryogenesis abundant protein 18-like
Exons: 1
Coding region: 69-416 (115 amino acids)
Biological process (GO): embryo development ending in seed dormancy
Source: RefSeq, a predicted model, not a curated record
UUCACCUCAAUGACAAAAAACAACACACUCAUAAUUCCUCUCGAUCUAAAAUCAUCAAAGGAAACAAGAUGCAUGCUGCGAAGGAAAAGGUGAAGGACGCGGCCAGCACCGCUAAAGAGAAGUUGCGGGAAGGCACCGCAGAAGCCCAUGAGAAGACGGGGAAGGCUACGGCCACGAAUAAGCAGGAGAAAGAACUGGCGAAAGAAACAUCCAAAGCCGAGAAAGCUCAUGCAAAGGCUGAUCUGCACCAGGAGAAGGCUGAACACCAAGCGGAUUCUGCCACUCAUCAUGCUGGCGGACACCAUGUUCCUCUCACUGGUCCUCAUCACCACUAUCCAGGGGAGACGCCGCUCGGCACUGCGGACCCAAUUUAUCCGGCUUCCGGCCUCAAUCCAAAUACCAAAAAUCUCUUAUGAGUGUCUACUAUUUAGAGAGCAUAAAUAAAUAUCCGUGCAGGUCAUGCUUGUGUCUGAUAUGUAUCAGAACACUAUCAGACGUCAUGGAUUGAACUGGUUUUCUUUGCUUUCG